GCCUAUUGUCAGUUUAAGUUAUUUAUUAUGAACUAUAACUGUUGUUUAAAGUGGGAAAGUUACUGUCGUAUAUAUUCGUCUGUUACAUUUCUUACAUAGAACAAAUUAUUUUCUAAACAGCUCGAAGCCGCAGACGACAUGUGGACAUUUUUUUCCAGAACAUCGGAUGAAAAUGAAGGUUUUCUUUUAUUUGCUCACUGUGUGUUUUUUACUCGAUGAUGGUGUGUUUGGUGUUGAUGAAAUGAAGACGUCAGUGUCAGUGAUGGAGGGAGAUUCUCCUACUUUACGCACUGCUGUUACUGGAUUACAAAAUGACAAAUCCAGUUCAGUUAAAUGGUAUUUUAAUCUCAAUCUCAUAGCUCAAAUCUGUGGAGAUCUCAGUAAGUUCUGUACAGAUGUGAAGUUUGAGACUGGUCAGGAGAGAUUCAGAGACAGACUGAAGCCGAACAAUCAGACUGGAUCUCUCACCAUCAAGAACAUCAGUAUUACAGACUCUGGAGAUUAUCUACUGUGGACCUUCAUCAACAACACCAAUGCUAGAAAGGCAUUCACUGUCACCGUCCAACCUGGUGUGUCUGGUGCUGAAAUGAAGAUAAAGUCGAUGAUUGAAGGAGCUUCUGUCACUCUACACACUGAUGAUACUGUAAAACAGGGAGAUGUUGUGAUGACGUGGUAUUUCAAUGACACUCGUAUAGCUGAAAUGAAUGAAGAUCCCAGUAAGAGCUGUACAGAUGUGACGUGUGAUGAAGGUGCUGAGAGAUUCAGAGACAGACUGAAGAUUGACCAUCAGACUGGAGAUCUCACUAUCACAAACACCACAACUACAGACUCUGGACUUUAUCAACUAGAGAUCAGCAGCAGUAUCAGCAGCAGCUGCAGCGUAAAGAGCUUCAGUGUUAAUGUCAGCGUAUCAGAUAAACAAACUUCAGAUCCAGGUCUGUCUUCUGGUGAUAUAGCAGGAAUAUGUGUUGGUGUUGUUCUGGUUGUCGCUGUAACUGCUGGUGUGAUUUAUUAUCGCUGCAUCGAGAUGCAGCACAAUGUUCAGGAGGAUGAUAGAUUUCGACAACUACAGACUCGAGCUAGGCGCCAGCAGCAACAGGAACAGGAAGUGACGUGUGAGGACGCACAAAGAAGAGAACUAACGAAAAGAAAUAGAGAGCGACAUCUAGUGACCGGUGCGCUUUCACUUUCAUCAUGUGAAAAUCACGUAUAUCAACUGAGCUCGAAGCCGCAGACGACAUGUGGACAUUUUUUUCCAGAACAUCGGAUGAAAAUGAAGGUCCUCUUUUAUUUGCUCACUGUGUGUUUUUUACUCGAUGAUGGAAUAAUGAUUGAGCAUUUGAAGCAGCAUGGGACUUCACACUGCUCCAGUGAUGUAUUGAAGAUCUGUGUGAAGAUGGGGGCCAGCUGGUUAGCACAGGAUCGAAGACACGCUGGUGUGUUUGGUGUUGAUGAAAUGAAGACGUCAGUGUCAGUGAUGGAGGGAGAUUCUCCUACUUUACACACUGCUGUUACUGGAAUACAAAAUGACAAAUCAGAUUUUAUUAAAUGGUAUUUUAAUGGCAUCCGCAUAGCUCAAAUCAAUGGAGAUCUCAGUAAGUUCUGUACAGCUGUGAAGUGUGAGACUGGUCAGGAGAGAUUCAGAGACAGACUGAAGCUGAACAAUCAGACUGGAUCUCUCACCAUCAAGAACAUCAGUAUUACAGACUCUGGAGAUUAUAAUCUACUGACCUUCAUCAACAACACCAUUAAUGAGAAGACAUUCACUGUCACCGUCCAACCUGGUGUGUCUGGUGCUGAAAUGAAGAUAAAGUCGAUGAUUGAAGGAGAUUCUGUCACUCUACACACUAAUGAUACUGUAAAACAGGGAGAUGUUGUGAUGACGUGGUAUUUCAAUGACACUCGUAUAGCUGAAAUGAAUGAAGAUCCCAGUAAGAGCUGUACAGAUGUGACGUGUGAUGAAGGUGCUGAGAGAUUCAGAGACAGACUGAAGAUUGACCAUCAGACUGGAGAUCUCACUAUCACAAACACCACAACUACAGACUCUGGACUUUAUCAACUAGAGAUCAGCAGCAGUAUCAGCAGCAGCUGCAGCGUAAAGAGCUUCAGUGUUAAUGUCAGCGCAUCAGACUUAAAAACUCCAGAUCCAGGUCUGUCUUCUGGUGAUAUAGCAGGAAUAUGUGUUGGUGUUGUUCUGGUUGUCGUUGUAACUGCUGGUGUGAUUUAUUAUCGCUGUAAGAUCUCAAGACGAGGACAAAAUGGCAUCGAGAUGCAGCACAAUGUUCAGGAGGAUGGUGGAGAGAACAAGAUUCCUUUGAUGAAUAUUUCAGGACAGGAGAGAGGACAGGAAAAGAGAGAGCGGAUACAACUGAAUGACUCGACAACAGUUUGGUCAUCUGAUGCAUCAUGAAGUGUCAUUAAUUAAUCGUGUGUUAUAUAAGUGGAGUGUGUGUAAGAAGGGGACAUGAUGUGGUAUUUAUAAAUAUACUGUAGGUAUCGAUCGGGAAUUCCUGCUUCUGUUCCGGUAUAACGUUGCUCUGAUGGAGGAUCAGUUUCCUCACCUCAAAUCCAAACCUCACUUACUAUUAUGAAAGUGAAAGCUGACUCGAGAUCAGUGCAGCUGAAUUUAUCUUCAAUAUGAGCCGGCACUGAGAUGACUGAUGAUCAUAAACUCAUCAGACUCAUCCCUUAAACUUGUGAAGAAGACUUUCUACUCUAGAUUUUAUCUUAACUUCCAAAUAUUCUCUUCUGCGCUGUGUUUGUCGGUGGGAACCGUAUAUGAUUAUGGCGUUUUGUUCAUUUAGACGAACACAUUUGGGGUCAUUAUAUGAAGCUGUGUCACUUUGUGAAUGUUUUAUCAUUAAUAGGAAGAAUGUAACAAUGUUUUACCAUCAUCAAGCAAAAAACACACAGUGAGCGAAUAAAAGAAGAACUUCAUUUUCAUCCGAUGUUCUGAACAAAUGAAAAUAAAAGUCAUCUGAUUAAUCAAAAUGGUGAGUGACCAGACAUGAAACCCGGAUCUGAAAACUGAGCGCUUUGGACACACUGAUCUUUUAUUUUUUUAAUAACAGUCAUAUUAUAAUCAAUAAACAACACAAUAAUCACUUGCAUAUCAAAAUAUAACAAUUUGUUGAACAAAUAUAUAACGAAAAAAUUAAUAAAUAAAAACUGGUAUGAGAUCAUCAUACAAAUAACUUAAUCUUCACAUAGAUAUCUAGUGCGUUUUACUUUACUAUUUUUCAAACUAAGCAGUAACUCAAUAUAAUGUUUCAUUUCUACCUUAAUAAAAAGUUGGGUUUUCCUUUAGCCCAUUGUUGUUUAUGCAUAAAAUAUUUCCCCAUAAUCGGACAAAGAUUGACAAUAAAAGGCCACAUUUGGUAGUAAUCUAUCAAAAUAAAAAAAAAUACAUAUUUUUCAGAAAGAUUAACUUUCAUACCUAAAGAUUUACAGAGAAGGCCUUCCAAAUCGACCCGAAAUAUUCUGCUAUAAAUGCAGUGGACAACAUUCUCUUUCUCCAACCCACAAAAAUCACAUUUGGUAUCUAAAUCAGUACAAAAUCUUCAGAAAAGUGCUUUAACAGGAUACACCAGAUGAAAUAUUUUAAAUGUACUUCUCUCGCCUUAUUAUACAAUAUUGUUUAGGCAACAACCAUGCGUAUUUCCACUCAGUGCACUCAAAUCUCGAUGACCAAAAUGUUUUAGAAGAUAUGGGGCUAUAUUCUGUUAGUAAAUUCUUAAUAAAGUAAUUAUUCCAUCUCCUAUCUGUAAUAUUAACUCCAUUAAUUGCAACAUCAGGUCUAAGACAACCCAGAGUCUCCUUAUUCACAUUACCUCUAAUGGCCUAUUUGUU
Myxocyprinus asiaticus (Chinese sucker) is the source of this 3849-nucleotide messenger RNA. RefSeq lists its product as uncharacterized. The transcript has 14 exons. The record is from RefSeq and is a predicted model, not a curated record. Bases 167 to 2410 code for a protein of 747 amino acids. Lineage: Eukaryota; Metazoa; Chordata; Actinopteri; Cypriniformes; Catostomidae.